UGUAGUCGGAACUGUUCGUCGCGACUUGACGCGACACUUCCGUCUCCCCUGUCAUCUUUUUUCGCCGCCAAAACCAUCAUGCAUCACUUCUAGAUUAGCUCUGGGUUCGCGUCCAGCCUCCGCCAAAAGUGCUCCUUCUCUAUUUCCUUCCUUCCUUCAUUUCUUCCUUACUUACUUACGUAUAUCCUUAGUUUCUUUGGCUUUCUCGAAAAAGAAGUGUCGUGCAUUUUGAGUGCAGUGUCUUUUCUCUUUAAUGGAAUGCCAGAAAAGAGGAUCUGAUGUUUGUUUCUCUCAGAAUGUCAAUGUCCGCACUGGGACUCUGCAUAGUAUGGAAUUUAUUCAUUGGAGUCUUAUCGUUCAGUGAAGAAGUCGCACUCUACCAUAAUAUACCAUACAAUGGAUAUGGACCACCCAAUCGUCAAUCGUUUCAAGGAUCGGCAUUAAGAAAAUGGACCGAAAGCGACUCCUGGCCAGGUGGACCCAGAAGAGGGCCAAUUUAUCGUCGAGACACCCAGGUCAGACCUUACACUCAAUUCGUCCGAGUUGUUGAAGAAAAAUCCGACCCUCUAACAACAUUCACGGAAACUCUCGGUGCUCUCAACACAGUUGGGAGUUACAUCGUGAACAUGACGAGAGGAGAUUCCGAACAUCCUUCGAAGGAGCUGCCAUCAGCUCUCUACACCAUCUCCAAAAACAUCCUGGGCAAAAAUGUAACAGACAGUAUAGCACCAAUCGUCAGAGGAGUCGCUCUACCUCUCAGACCAGUCACAUCUCUGAAACUGACAACUUCAACUCAGAGACCAACAGCAGCGACUCUGAGACCAGUUACAUCUUCGACUGUAACCACAGUCACAAUUUCUGAUCUUCAGGCACAAGCUAGUGAAGAAAUUUCGGAUAGGGACAAGUCUCCUUCCACCUGUACGACUGCAGAAGGCGGUCCUGGAAAAUGUCAGGAUCUCAGCAACUGUCCUCAUCUUCUUCUGGAUCUCACCAAACUCAGACAGUCAUUGUGUUUUAAGAGUUUAUUUGUUCCCGGAGUCUGCUGUCCGAUUGAUAAAAUUGGGGUCAAUGUGCCUUCUCCCGGAGGAAGUCCUAUUGCUGUCACACCACCUACAACAAUUCAAACGACUACAAGACCAAGACCGAGACCAACAAAACCAGCAACUCCGAAGCCGAUACCGUUGUAUCCAAUAACGACAACGAAUCGUCCAAACUUCGAAAUUCCACCUUCAGGACUUUUGGGUAACAGUUCUAAUCCCUUCGAGUCUGUUGAAACGAUUGACAACAACUUCAUUCAGGAUGAUGAUGAAUGCGGAGUAAGAAAUGCUGGAAAGUAUCGAGUAGUUGGAGGAGAGGAAGCACUGCCAGGUCGUUGGCCAUGGAUGGCAGCAAUAUUUCUUCACGGAUCUAGACGCACCGAGUUCUGGUGUGGUGGGUCUUUGAUCGGUCCUCGACAUAUUCUCACUGCGGCUCAUUGCACUCGAGAUCAACGUCAACGUCCAUUCGCAGCUCGUCAAUUUACUGUCCGUCUUGGCGAUAUUGACCUUGAAAGGGACGACGAACCAUCAACUCCAGCAACUUACGCAGUGAAGGAUAUUCACGCUCAUCCCAAAUUUUCGCGGGUCGGCUUCUAUAACGACAUCGCAAUUUUGGAAUUAAAUCGACCUGUUCGGAAAUCUCCUUAUGUUAUUCCCAUCUGUUUGCCAGAAGCUAGAUAUCGUGGAGAACAAUUUGCUGGUGCAAGACCAACGGUUGUUGGGUGGGGAACAACUUACUAUGGUGGAAAAGAAAGUACAGUUCAAAGACAAGCAACAUUGCCAGUAUGGAGAAAUGACGAUUGUAAUGCUGCUUAUUUCCAACCCAUAACUAGCAAUUUUUUGUGUGCUGGAUUUAGCCAAGGUGGAAAAGAUGCAUGUCAGGGUGACUCUGGAGGACCUCUCAUGCUCAGAGCAGAAGGUCAUUGGAUGCAAAUUGGAAUCGUUUCAUUCGGAAACAAAUGUGGAGAACCUGGAUAUCCUGGAGUUUAUACUCGAGUUUCCGAGUACACUGACUGGAUUAAAUCUAAUACGCGCUGAAUUUGAUUCUUUCUAGAUAUUCCCAGCUGAAAAUUCCUGUACAGGAACCUCGGAGGAUUCUGAACAUGUUCCUGGACAUAAACCUGCACACAAACCUGUACAGGUAAUCUUGUCGGUACCUGUACAGGAAUUUAGUGAAGGUACCUGUAUACAAGCUAACCUUUGAAUAAUCCUGUACAGACUCCUUCAGAGAGCGAUUUGUGAUGCGAGUUCAUGCAAGGAAUUGUUUAAGAUCCUAUACGUGAAGCUGCAUAGGAACUAAUCCGCGAGGCGCCGCUAUUUGAUUGGCUCACUCGAUCUUCUAGAGAAUAAAAGGAAAGCAACUUUGUAAGUGUAAGCGACAUGUUUACAGAAGGAACCUGUACAAGAACCUAUACGUGAACAUGCAUAGAAACUAAUCCGCGAGGUUUCGCUAGUGGCUUGGUUUUCCCGAUAAUAAGUUCGAUCUUCAAGGAAAUAAGAAGAGAGCAGAAUCUAAUAAUUAUAACUUCUUCCAGACUUAUAUUAG
This is a messenger RNA of Belonocnema kinseyi, 2583 nucleotides long. RefSeq names its product proclotting enzyme. Bases 279 to 2075 code for a protein of 598 amino acids. Lineage: Eukaryota; Metazoa; Arthropoda; Insecta; Hymenoptera; Cynipidae. Gene Ontology annotation, molecular function: serine-type endopeptidase activity. Gene Ontology annotation, biological process: proteolysis. The record is from RefSeq and is a predicted model, not a curated record. The transcript is spliced from 7 exons.